AAACCCUUCGAGUACCCGGUAUAAAAAAUGUUAUUUAGAGAAUUCCUAGGAUAGUUGAAAAGCAGAAUUUCUUAAUUGAGCACCAACUAACUGCACACCAAAUGAAAAUUAAUCAUUUACUACAGAUUCAACUACAAGAUUAUUAGAAUCGAUCACACAGCACAGUGCUAUACGUCAAACAUAUUUAGAGUAAAAAGUUUGGCAUCAGAAAACAGGAAAUAAAUAUUGCAGUCAUUCGAAACAAUUCAGUCGUCGGGAACAGAUAUAAAAUUCGACAAAAAUAAAAAUAAUAAAAAAUAUAAAAAUGGGAAAGGAAAAUAAAUAUAAACCGAAUGCCGAAAAACCAACCAAACCAACCAUGAAGCGGUACUUCGGCAAGCCCCUCCAACAGCAUCAACUAAAAGCUGGAGAACAGGUUACUCACCCUCCAUAUGGAGGUCCUGCCGCCUCUGGCUUGGAGAAGCAGAAGCAGGAAGAGGAGCAAGGAGAAUGGCAGACACAAAGGUGUCAGAAGAGGCGCGAUAAGGCCGGGGAAGGCUGGGGCGGAAAGCAGCAGCAGCAGCAGCAGCAGCAACUUCCACAACAGCGCGGACAACACCGCGAUCCUAUAGAAAAACAGAACCAACAACAGCAGACAGUACAAAGGCGUCUUCAGGGCCACAAUGAACAACACCAAGGAGGCUCCCAGUUCUAUGGUCCACCAAAACCGCAAGACGAACUCCCAAAAUGGCCAAGAGCCCAGAACCGAGGUCUGCCUCUGCAGCCUCUGCUCCCUCAGACCCAAAAAGUGGUGCCGCCACUCCCAGCAGGCACCAUGAAACGUGGAACUUUGGGAAAACCAGGUCAAGUAUCUGUUAAUUAUCUCGACGUUAGCUUGGAUAAAAUGCCUGCGGUGGCCUAUCAGUACGAUGUGAAGAUCACGUCAGUAUUUCCUAAGAAGUUCUAUCGUCAGGCUUUUGAGCAGUACAGAGUUGAACAUUUGGGGGGUGCGAUUGCCGCAUAUGAUGGACGUGCAUCGUGCUACUCAGUUGUGAAACUAAAAUGCAGCCCCCAGGGCCAAGAAGUGAAGGUAACAGAUCGCCACGGCCGUACCUUGAAUUACACUGUGGAGCUCAAGAAGACACAGGUCUCGGAAGUCGAUUUGAGCUCACUAAGAAGCUACAUGAAGGACAAGAUUUAUGAUAAGCCCAUGCGAGCCUUGCAGUGUCUGGAGGUUGUGUUGGCGGCUCCCUGUCAUAACACCGCUAGACGCGCCGGUCGCUCCUUCUUCAAAAGGUCUGAUCCCGGAAACGCCAUUGAUCUUAAAGACGGCUACGAAGCUCUGGUUCGGAUUAUCCCCCCCCCCCUCCCGGCUACCGCCUUAACCUAACCUAACCUCUUGGAUGUUAACGAUAUAAAAACCUAGGAAAGCCCGUCAAAAGCUGUACGCUGUCCGUCAAGGAUGGCUGUGUACCAGAGUAGAGGAUUGUUCGCCAGUUUAAGUAGAGUUGUCGCCUUGUGAUUCGUAGAAGUAGAAGAUGCCAUCAUUCCAAAUAUCGAAAUAAGAGUGUGCCAGUGUUGCCAAUGUUGUUCCAUCCAA
Messenger RNA from Drosophila miranda, 1579 nucleotides. Its product is annotated as protein argonaute-2-like. The transcript is spliced from 5 exons. The coding region runs from base 305 to 1369 and encodes 354 amino acids. Lineage: Eukaryota; Metazoa; Arthropoda; Insecta; Diptera; Drosophilidae. The record is from RefSeq and is a predicted model, not a curated record.